AUGGAACACGCCGGCGACCACCGUAACCGCUUCUGUGUGGCUUCCGCCACUAUUGCCGUCACCGCAACAGCCGCAGUCAUGUUAGUGGCCACUGUGGUGUCCAUGUGGGUGCUGAGCGCCAUGGCCGUCACCGUCCGACACGGCAGGUCCAGGAUGGCCAGGUGGGCGCAACAACAGCACUACGACCUGCAGCAACUGUCGGUGGCCAACGGCACAUCGGCGGCGGUCACGGUGGCCGCGGCCACAGUGACCACGGCUGCCGUCAACGGACGCUUGCACGACCCGGGCGGCGGCGCGGCCCGGCCACUGCCCCCGUCGCUGGCCACGGACGACGUCGGACAGCAGCAGCAACACUACCGGCACAAGGCCAACUCACUGCUCCGCAUUGUCGAGUCGCAACAGCAAUUGGGCGGCAACUGCACCGCUGGGACGGACCUGAACAUGGGCGACGGAGUCGUGGACAGAUACGCUCAGGUACCUAAUAGAUAG
Macrosiphum euphorbiae (potato aphid) is the source of this 489-nucleotide messenger RNA. The record is from the annotation of a GenBank genome assembly. NCBI's taxonomy places the organism in Eukaryota, Metazoa, Arthropoda, Insecta, Hemiptera, Aphididae.